This is a messenger RNA of Guillardia theta CCMP2712, 450 nucleotides long. RefSeq lists its product as hypothetical. NCBI's taxonomy places the organism in Eukaryota, Cryptophyceae, Pyrenomonadales, Geminigeraceae. The coding region runs from base 1 to 450 and encodes 149 amino acids. The transcript is spliced from 5 exons. The record is from RefSeq and is a predicted model, not a curated record.
AUGUUGAACGAGAAUGCGUUGGACGACGAAAUUGUUAUCGUUUUCAUGUGUAAAUCGAACAGUGCCCGUUCCGUUGUAGCUGAAUGUAUCGCAAGGAAGAAGUGGCAAGGGUGGGAGGGUACAAAGAAAAGUUUCUACUCAGCAGGAACUCAAAUCAAGAAGGAUUCUUCAUCAAGUACAGGCAUCAAAAUCGGCGUCACAAAGGCACUGGAGCGAGCAGGAUAUGACAUACUGGGGCUCCGCUCUAAGGGGAUAACGUCUUUGACCGAAGAGCUAGGGGAUCGGAGGAUCCACUAUGUUGUGACGAUGUGCUGCGAGGCCGAGGGAGAUCUCAAGUGCAACGUCACUGUACGAAGAGCGUUGGGGCUGGAGAGCGCCAACCCGUUGGUGCCCAAGCAUCUUAGCUUCCCGGAGAAGAAGAAGCUGCAAAUCCUUUCUACGACAGACUGA